AUGCCUCUUCUUUCAUUGCCACCAGAGAUUAUUCUGCUCAUUACCGACCAAUUGGAUUCCAAUAGUGAUUUUUCCCGACUUCUACUGGUCAAUCAUUUCAUACACAACCUUCUUAUUGGACAACUUUACAGACGAGAUAUUAGCGAUACCGGCGGUCUCGCCUUGCUGUUCUAUUCCAACUGGGGCUAUGACUCUGCCGCUCAGCAUAUGCUCGCUGCCGGGGUCAAUGCCGACAUUCGAGGGCCGCUUUGGGGCACCAGAACCCCACUUUUGCUCGCUAUAAGCCGGCACCAUACAACGCUCGUUAAAAUCCUCCUUGAUCAUGGGGCAUGCCCAAAUUUCAUGGAUAAUGUUAAACAUGGCCCGUUGGAAACUGCCAUUCUGAACAAAUGUGGGGAUGAUAUGAUAGAACUGUUGCUGGAUUAUGGGGCCGAUGUCAAUUUAAAAGGAUACCAAGAGCGUACUCCUUUAUUCACUGCUGUUAGUUCUGGCAAUUCAAGAGGAGUGGCAUUGCUUCUUGCUCGAGGGGCCAACGUUCAUGUUCGGGAAUCCAAAGAUGGAAGAAUCCCGUUACAUUUUGCAGCCGAAACAGCCGGGUCUUCCGAUGUGGUGAAGAUGCUCCUGGACCGUGGGUCUGACGUUCACCUCCGGACGCCUACCGGAGACGACGGCGGACAAACUGCACUUCACUACGCCUGCAAAAGCUGGGGCGGAGCCAGUGAGGUAAUUAGACUACUUAUUGACCACGGAGCUGAUGUGAACUCUAGAGACUUCCGUCAGCGCACACCUCUAUUUCUCGUUGGAGAGCGGAGUCGGGAAUCAGCAGAAGUGUUACUAGAGAAUGGUGCGGAUAUAUGUGCUAGGGAUGAGAGGGGAUGUACUGUGCUCCAUUACUCUGCGAAACAAAUGUCGGUGAAGAUGGUGACAUGGCUUUGUGAACAAGGCGCUGAUGUGAAGUGGAGCAACGAUAAUGACGAGACUCCAUUGUUCACGGCCAUCGGAUCACAAGUAGCCUGGAAAGAAACUCCUAGAAUAAUUCAGGCCCUCCUAGACCUUGGAGCAGAUGUGAACCACGAGAAUCGUCGAGGCCAAACCCCUCUUUGCCUCGCUGCUAGCAGCGGGUGUCCGGUGACGACAAAAAUGCUCCUCGAGCAUGGUGCAAACGUGCACAAUACAGACAAAGAAGAGAUGACCGCUAUACAUUGGUCCACCAGAACGCGAAUAGCUGGAUCUAGCAGUCAUGUAAUCUGUGAGAUAAUCGGGCUGCUCAUCGAACAUGGGGCUGAUGUUAACUCCCGCAAUCUUGCCGGUCAGACUCCACUGGGCAUGAAUCUGCAGUUGGGUACAAGGGACAAGGGCACCCUGCAAGUACGCAAGUACUUAAUUAAUGCUGGCGGGACUGAAUGA
This is a messenger RNA of Penicillium cinerascens, 1407 nucleotides long. RefSeq names its product ankyrin repeat-containing domain protein. Gene Ontology annotation, cellular component: nucleus; cytoplasm. NCBI's taxonomy places the organism in Eukaryota, Fungi, Ascomycota, Eurotiomycetes, Eurotiales, Aspergillaceae. The coding region runs from base 1 to 1407 and encodes 468 amino acids. The record is from RefSeq and is a predicted model, not a curated record. The transcript has a single exon. Gene Ontology annotation, molecular function: protein binding.